Messenger RNA from Vigna umbellata (rice bean), 906 nucleotides. Lineage: Eukaryota; Viridiplantae; Streptophyta; Magnoliopsida; Fabales; Fabaceae. The record is from RefSeq and is a predicted model, not a curated record.
AUGGCUAUAAAGAGGCAAUCGCACAAGAGAAUGCCUAGUUAUAAGUCAUUUGAAAAGAUAAAUACGAAAGAUUCAUCGAAUGAAUUUAUAUUUGGACUUCAAAAAGAAAAAUGUCCAAACGGAACUGUUCCCAUUCGAAGAACAACAAAAGAUGAACUCAUUCAGGGAAAAUUAUCAUUUUAUAAUCAAAACAUGUUUGAAAGUGUUCCCGGUGUUCAUGCUGCAGAAAUAUAUGUUACACCAGAUUUCAGUCCUUUUUAUAAAGUUAAGGGAACAAACAGCAUUUAUAAUCCAAGACUCAGGACCAAGGUUCAAGAAAGUCUUGCUCAAGUGGCUCCACAAAUAUACGGUGGUAACAGUGCAACUUAUUUCUACUCACUAUGGACAACAGAUAAUUUCGACAAGACGGGAUGUUACAAUCUCCAAUGCCCAGGUUUUGUCCAAACGCAUCCGUAUAUGUUCCUUGGUUCACGCGUGGGCAAAGUAUCUAUCUACGGAGGGCGUUCCAUUGAGACUAAUUUUACUAUUACUUUGGACCGAGAAACUCAAAAUUGGUGGCUGAAUCUUUUUGGGCAUGAUGUUGGAUAUUAUCCAGGGAGAUUAUUCUCAAACCUGACCUCGGCAGAGAGAGUGGGGUGGGGUGGGAGAACAUUUACUCCUCCUAACACUAUCAGUCCUCAAAUGGGAUCUGGUUAUUUUCCAGAUAACAACUUUGUUCAUGCUUGUUACUUUAUAUAUAUCUCCAUUCAAGAUCGAGGAAGAACAGAUUUUGGACCUGAAAAACACAUGACAGAGGCUUUUGUCGACGACCCUGAUUGUUUUAAUGCCGAACACUAUGGAGAUGAAGGAGGAAAUGUCGGAAAUACAAUCCAAUUUGGAGGACCCGGUGGCCAAUGUGGUAAUUGA